Molecule: messenger RNA, 935 nt
Organism: Triplophysa rosa
Lineage: Eukaryota; Metazoa; Chordata; Actinopteri; Cypriniformes; Nemacheilidae
Gene: pycard
Product: PYD and CARD domain containing
Exons: 3
Coding region: 96-686 (196 amino acids)
Biological process (GO): regulation of apoptotic process; innate immune response; inflammatory response
Source: RefSeq, a predicted model, not a curated record
GUCUCCACCUCCUAUAAACGCCAUACCUUCAAGCCACGUCUGGUUUCAUUCUCGUUACAACGACCACUGGAAGAGGCAAGUAAACCUAAGCAAACAUGGUGAAGACCCUUAAGGAUCACCUAAUCGACACCUUUGACGAUCUGACUCAGGAUAGCGUAAAAAAAUUCACAAGAAAGUUGUGUGAUAGGAGUCAAGAACCGCGCGUCCGCCGAGGUGCCGUCGAAAAGAUUAAAGACUCGCUGGAUCUGGCAGAUGUGAUGGUGGACACGUUCACAUCGAAGGAAGCUGUUACAGUAACAAUCGAGAUUUUACAAGCUAUUGGGUGUAACCAACAAGCAGAAGAUCUGAACAAGGCCACGGGACAGGCUGGAGCCCGUGGCAGCGCCGAGGUUUCACCAGGAAGCUCUAGUGCGCCAUCUAAGGGUAAACAUUUCGUCGAUAAACAUCGAUCACAGCUGAUAAACCGAGUUACUAACAUAGAUGCCAUCCUAGAUGAACUUCUUCAGAAUGAGAUCAUCAGUCACAACGAAUAUAAUGUAAUCCGCUCUAAAAACACCUCAUCAGAGAAGAUGAGAGAUUUAUUUGCAGGCCCAAUGCUUUCUGCUGGAAAUGAAGGAAAAGAUGCUUUGUAUGAGGCUCUUAUGAUGUUACAACGUCCGUUAAUGAAAGAUCUUGGAGCUCAGUGAAAUACAAAUGAAUAUCCUGUCAGCCUGAAUAUUUUUUUAUUGAUUAGUUUUUAUUCUUGUCUUAUGAGAUACAUUACGCAAACAAGUAACUUUGAAUUUAAAUGAACAAUUGUAAACUAAAGCUGUAUAAACCUAGUAUAUAAAUAUAUGGUCUUACAAUAUAAAGGUACUAAAUUGUCAUCUUUUUAAAACAUUUUUAUAACGUAUGACAAUGGCCAUGAUCCUAACAAUAUUGUCUUAGCUUUGUAU